CAUUUUUUUAUUUUAAAACCCUAUAAAAUGGUGUGUCAAGCUAGAGACACCAAAUUCGUAGGGAAGCUUCCCUUGGCUCUCCCCUACAAGCUCUGCUAGUUUGGUGAAGUUUGGGUUUUCGAUAUCCGAGUUAUACAUCCACAAAGGAAGAAUUGUAGAGAUUCAGGGGAAGCUUCCCUGCAAUUUCAGUGUCUCUGGCUGCCUGGAGGGGGGGAGUGCUUUAUAGCCAAACCAAUAGGUGAAUCAAAAACUGCUAAAAUUUGUUGAUUCGUUUUCAUCGGGGCAUUGAUUUGUAUGAACACGAAUUGACAAAUUAGCAAUUUUUGACUGAAUUUGGGGAUUCAUUUUUUAAUCCUUGCCUGUCUCUAAUCCAGAGUAAUUUGGGAAGAUCUGAUGUAUGUUAAACCUUCACUUUUCCUUCCAUGUUUCCUUUAGCAGCAAUGGGUGCAGAAGGCUUUGCAUUGCUGAAUGCAGACUCCAUUCCGACAGCUAUGGUUGGCUUGUCUGCCAUAGAUUCAGAGGCCAUAAGCACCCCACAUGCUCUUAAGGAGCCCUGUUAGAACUGGAGGUCACCUACACUUGAUGCGAAAUGGGUUGUUUAUCUAUGACCCUCUCUGUGCUCUUCAGAAAUCUGAGCUAGCAUGUUGCACGGGUGCCAUGGAAGCAAACACAACCUGCACUGCUGACAACCAGUGCAGUCCAGGCUGCUACAGGCGGUGGAAUGAGGAUGGCAGCAGCACCUGCAUUAAAUGUGAGAACGAAACGGUCCCGGCCGCACCAGUUUACAAUCUAACCGACUGCCGCAACCCUGGCUCCCUUCCGGAUGUUGCCAGAGGAAUGAAUUCCCAAACCAACCUCACUACCAUAAGCCCAGUUACUAUUGGUGUAGGAGGGCCAGAAGUGGCCGCUUCGCUCAUUUUUGGGACAUUUGUGAUCAGCCUCUUCCUCAUACUGUGUGUCGCCUCCUUCUUCUACCUCAAACGUGCCAAUAAGCUUCCAGAUCUCUUCUACAGGAGAAGCAAAGGGUCUGUGGUACAGUCUGCUGAAUCAGCAUCCAUGUUAUCACCACCUUCCUCAGUCCGGAAACCCCGCUACGUCCGACGGGAGCGAUCGCUCAUGACCUCCAGCGCCAGCACGACUCUCUCUGCCGAGACCCAAGUCAGCAACGUGUAGUGGCGACCAUGGGCUGCCGCCAAGGAUUUGUAAAUAACCGGCACGGCCAACAAACACAUGCACUCCGUCGCCAGGAAAAUGGCAGAAGUUGUUGGCUGAAAAGGGUGCAGAGGUGGUGGGAGAGAGACUGCCUUGCCAGCCGCUUCCUACCAAGGCGCAUGAAACAAAGACAGGAGUCUGGCUGGAGGAGAGAGCCUAGCUCCUCUUGAGCAGGAGGCUGCGGGUCUGUGUUUUCGGUUUGGAUUGUAGCCCUCUGCUCCAAGACUUUGCCCCCCUUGAGACUUUCUCAAGUUUAGCGUGUAAUGUUGGGUUUUGUCCCCUCCCUUCUGCACCACCAUCAGCUCUGGCUGUUGUGGCCAGGAAGAUCCGCUCCUGGGUCUCUUGAAGACGCAGGCUGCCUUGCAGCCUUCCUGCAAGUGCAGUAUGAACACAAAAGUGCCAUGGUUUUUAUUGUGGGGUUUUAUUUCAAUUCAGGUGGGAAGCAUUUAGCAUUUUCUGCAGGAUUUUUACUGCUUGUCUUCGUGUCCUUCUCGGACUGGAGGCUGCUCCUUCCUGACCCCCUGCUGCUCCCUCCUUCCUUGGCCUUUUAGGUGGUUUUGAAUGAGGCCUUAUGCUCUUGGCAGGGGUUGCCAUCGCUGAGACAACGACCGCCGACCGUGUCUGUUUCCUUUUCCUUCCCUCGCUGUCUGUCUGCAUUUCACGAAAGGGAGCAGCCAAGUUCGUCCUUGGCGACGCAAGGCUUAAUGUCCUCAAAUUAGACAGAUUGAGUCUCUCCCCCCCCCCCAACGUCCACAUUGCUGCACUCAUUUUUGGGGCAGGCGCUCACGAGAGAGGCCAAGAGCUAAGCAACCGGUUCUGAGCAAAAAGAUGCACCGUACUGGCUAGGAACUUUGGGAGUUCCCAGAAACGGGAGGUUGGAUGUGUAGAAAAUAUGACCAACAUUGCACAGGUUGGUCUGUGCUGCCCAACCUCCUUAUUUACGAUUCUCAAAAUAGAUCUGCUAUACACUUUUUAGACAAGGCCUCGUGCCUCCUUUUUUAGCACGUGGUGUUGGAAGAUUUAGACACAAAAGACUUCUCUUGUGUGUGUUCCGAAAAAUCUCCCCCAUCUGGUCUCUGUCCAGCACAGAUUUCACAACCCUAUUUGCCUUUGUCUGAACUGUUGUUUCCAUCGGUCCCCAAGAGGAUACAGAACAUGGAGAAUUGAAUGCA
Messenger RNA from Pogona vitticeps (central bearded dragon), 2384 nucleotides. RefSeq names its product chromosome 7 C1orf159 homolog (gene C7H1orf159). NCBI's taxonomy places the organism in Eukaryota, Metazoa, Chordata, Lepidosauria, Squamata, Agamidae. The record is from RefSeq and is a predicted model, not a curated record.